GCUUUUAAAUCUGUCUGUGACACGGACAUGUGGCUGCAUAUUGCCAAGGAAACAGCACAGUGUGCUCUUUCUCUCUCUCUCUCUCUAGCUCGCUCGCUCCCUCGCUCCCAAGGGGCUCGUGUUUCAGAGCACGGCUUCCUGGCUCCCUCCCCCUGCUCUCCACUGGCCCACUUUAUUGACUUUCAGCUAAAAGCUUUUUGUUGGAGUUUGGGAGAGCGUGGGGGAGGGGCAGGGGACAGGCUCAGCCACUUGGAGAGCGGGGGAGGACCCAUUCGGCCCGUUACCCGGGCAACCUGACAUCAGAGUGACGGAACUUCCCGUUUUAAAAUCUUUUAGACCGGAUCCAUCCAGCUGCAUGCCCCAUUUUGAGGCCUCUUAACUGAGAGCUUAGAGAGGAGAGGCUGAGAUCGCUCUGCUACUCUCUCCUUUUCUCACGCAUAUACACACACACACACACACACACACACACACACACACACACACACACACACAUAAACAUACAUAUUCCUGCUCCUUUGCAGCAGGGUGGAUGCAGAGCAGGAUGGAAAAGGCUUUCAGGGUAAAGUGCACUGCAAUGUAAAAAGCCACUUUUAUAUGUAAAUAAAAAAAAGAAAAGCUGAGCGAGAGAAAGACUUAAAAGUAAGCAGUGUAGCUCUUAGGUUUCAAAAUGGCCUCUGACGACGGCGUCAGCUACAUCGUGCCCGGGUUCUCCGAGAAGCACCGCCGCGCCAGGAACUGGACUGAGGCUGAGAUGAAGGCCCUGAUCUACGUCUGGGAGGAGUUCUACGGCGCGCUCAAGGGCGCAAAGAGGAAUGCCAAGAUCUACGAGAAGAUGGCCAACCGACUCUACGAGAUUACAGGAGAACACCGGCACCGGGAGGAAAUCAAGAUGAAGAUCACCAACAUGUCCUUCCAGUACAGGAAACUGAAGCAUACGACUAAUGGUGUAGGUUCCUCCGACUGGCCCUACUACAAGAUGAUUGACAGGAUUUUGUCAAAGAGCGGCGGGGGCAAAGACGACCUGCUAGACCUCCAGGAGGCAGGGCCCUCCUCUGAGACUGCUGAGGGGUCCGUACCUGUGCCUGGGGCCUCACCUGUGCUCGGUUUCCUCCCCGAGUACACAGGCUCCUCUGAUGAGAAGUAUCUCAGAGACGAGGAGGAGCUGUCCGACAGCUCUAUGAGCUUGCACUCAGCAGAUUCUAGGAGCCAUUCGUUUCCGGCGAAGCGGAGGCGUGUGCCGCAGCCCUCACCCCCUGCCUCACUGAAGAAGAGGAAGGUGCGGGUGCUGGAGGCCAUGCUGCAGGAGCAGAGGAGGAUGCGCCGGGCCAUGGAGGAGACGUGUCGGGAGGUCCGGCGGGUCGUGCAGCAGCAAAACCUGCUGCAGGUGCAGAGCCAACAGCUGCAGGAGCGCAUGAUGAACCUGCUGGAGAAGAUGGUGUGGCCCAGAGAACCGGCACACCCACAGAACUGAGUCCUGCUGGUAGCAAGUACAGAGGCCUAGGAGGGACACAUAGAGCGUUGCCCACAUGCCCAUAUUUCUUCCGUGCUCAAAGGCUGGGGAAAAGACACAAGAUGGUUUUCAAGCACUCCAGACAUUUGUUCCGUCAGCCUAAACUAAGGUGUAAAAUCCGAUGGGAAACAUUCCUGGACUCUGCACAGUAUCUUUCUAAUUUGGAAAAGAACUUAAGAGAACUGUGGGAUGUCUCAUUGUUUCACUAAAAUAUGUAAAGUUCACUGAGGUUCCUAUAUUGUUU
Molecule: messenger RNA, 1754 nt
Organism: Clupea harengus (Atlantic herring)
Lineage: Eukaryota; Metazoa; Chordata; Actinopteri; Clupeiformes; Clupeidae
Gene: msantd1
Product: Myb/SANT-like DNA-binding domain containing 1
Biological process (GO): positive regulation of DNA-templated transcription
Cellular component (GO): nuclear body
Source: RefSeq, a predicted model, not a curated record